GUGAUUGGCCGGGGCCUGGACGCUUUGCGCGGUUGGUUUGAAAUCGCUUCAUUCGUAAGCAGCUCAUCCAGCAGAAGGAAGCCUCGCUCUGCGCUGUGGAAUAUUUCAAAAGAUCCACAGCCAUGGAUGAGUAUGCAAAAAUCGAAAAAAUUGGAGAGGGUACCUAUGGAGUUGUCUAUAAGGGUCGGCAUAAGGCUACAGGGCAGGUUGUUGCCAUGAAGAAAAUUCGGCUGGAAAAUGAGGAGGAAGGCGUUCCCAGUACAGCAAUCCGAGAAAUCUCCCUACUUAAAGAACUACAACAUCCUAAUAUAGUGUGCUUACUUGAUGUCCUAAUGCAAGAUUCUCGACUGUAUCUUAUUUUUGAAUUUCUUUCCAUGGACUUGAAGAAAUAUUUAGAUUCCAUCCCAAGUGGCCAAUUUAUAGAUGCAAUGCUUGUUAAGAGUUAUUUAUAUCAAAUCCUGCAAGGUAUUGUAUUUUGUCAUUCAAGAAGAGUUUUACACAGAGACUUGAAGCCUCAGAAUCUCUUAAUAGACAGCAAAGGGGUAAUCAAGCUGGCAGAUUUUGGGCUGGCCCGUGCCUUUGGUAUCCCUGUUCGAGUGUACACACAUGAGGUGGUAACACUGUGGUACAGAGCUCCUGAAGUGCUUCUAGGAUCAGUGCGAUAUUCCACACCUGUUGAUAUGUGGAGCAUUGGUACCAUAUUUGCAGAGAUUGCUACAAAGAAACCCCUCUUUCAUGGAGACUCUGAAAUAGAUCAGCUCUUCAGAAUAUUCAGAGCUCUGGGGACACCAAACAAUGAAAUCUGGCCUGAAGUAGAGUCAUUACAAGACUACAAAAACACAUUCCCAAAAUGGAAAGGAGGAAACUUGGCCGCUAGUGUGAAAAACAUUGACAAGGAUGGCCUUGACUUGCUUGCUAAAAUGCUUGUAUAUGAUCCUGCAAGGAGGAUUUCUGCCAGAAAAGCUUUGCUGCAUCCAUACUUCAGUGACUUGGAUAAGUCCAACCUUCCUGCAAAUCAGAUUAAGACUGGCUCUUAGAUUCUCCUACACUUGUUCAGCCUGUACAUUGCAGAUGUUCUGAUGUGAAUCACUUUAUUUUUUAAUGUUUGUCCAUUUGUGUGUUUCUUCCUGUCGUGCUGCAAGCCUUGCAGCAUUGUCUGAGUGCUUUAAAUUAAUGCACCAUUCUCUAAAUUGUAAAUAUUUACUUUAUGAACUGUCACUUCAAAGACAUUUCAUUUUUCAAUAAAGCUCUUUAUAUUACACAUAA
Molecule: messenger RNA, 1266 nt
Organism: Pelobates fuscus (common spadefoot toad)
Lineage: Eukaryota; Metazoa; Chordata; Amphibia; Anura; Pelobatidae
Gene: CDK1
Product: cyclin dependent kinase 1
Exons: 8
Coding region: 123-1037 (304 amino acids)
Biological process (GO): mitotic G2 DNA damage checkpoint signaling; protein phosphorylation; G2/M transition of mitotic cell cycle
Cellular component (GO): nucleus
Molecular function (GO): cyclin-dependent protein serine/threonine kinase activity; ATP binding
Source: RefSeq, a predicted model, not a curated record